Molecule: messenger RNA, 2809 nt
Organism: Notodromas monacha
Lineage: Eukaryota; Metazoa; Arthropoda; Ostracoda; Podocopida; Cyprididae
Source: the annotation of a GenBank genome assembly
AUGGAGACUGAUGAGAGGCGGCCAGACGGCGGCGGCGGCGGCGGCGGUGGUGGUGGUGGUGGUGGUGGUGGAAUGAAAACGUCGUCCCGGCUGAACAACAACAACAACAGUAGGAGGCGGCUGCGGGAAAACACGGGGCGCCUAGACAAGGAGCGACACCUGGCGUCAUCGCCAGAGUCUGACUCCAGCAACGCGGACCUCUCCAAGGAAAACCAAGCGGGUUCCCCUUGUUCUACCUCUCUUCUCACUCUGGGCAUCUCGGGGUCAAGCCGAGAAGCGAGAAACAAGGCAGAAAAACACAGACGGGACAAGAUCAACAAUUUCAUCAGUGUGCUGAGUGAGAUUGUGCCCACCAUCACAAUGGCCAACAAGAGGAUGGACAAGACGUCCAUCUUGAGAUUGGCGGCCAACUACCUUCGCAUCAUUCAAUCAGGACUGACCAAGUACAAAAAAAGUGGACCUCGGAUACGUUGGGAUAUUUGCCUGAAGCAUUGCAUGGAGGACGUGUUCUUGUUGGUGGUUCUGGGCUCAGGAAAGAUCAUGGUUGUGACUGAGAACGUGGAACAGCUCAUAGGACACUCACCAUAUGACCUGAUGGGGCAGCCCAUAGACUUCCUAGUGCACCCAAAGGACCAGGAGAAGGUGCAUUCUUACCUCAAACUGCCAGAAGAUGGUGGAGACGAGGAAGCAUCAGGCAAGACCCCUUUGUCGACACCAUCAGCGCCAUCUUCCUCGUCAUCCACGUCGACGUCGUCGUCAGUGUCGGUGUCGGUGUCGGCAAGUGACGACUGGGCCCUGGUGGCAGUUGUCAGCCCUGUCAAGAGUUUCUAUGAGGACCAUAUCCCACUCAUGUAUGCCAGCCACGACCAGUACAGAACCCGGCAUUCCAUUGAUGGAACCAUGAUUGAAAUCGACCAAAGGAUAUCCACUGUAGCAGGAUACUCAGUCCAAGAAGUCCUCAACAUGAAUGCCUUCAACUACAUUUAUGAAGAAGAUGCUACCUACACUCAAUUGCUGUUCAAGAGAAUGUUGCAAAAUCCUGAGGGAGCAGGAAUGGUGACCUACAGACUCAACACCAAGUCUGGAGAAGCUGUUUAUUUGAGAAGCAGUGGAAGGUUGGAGUUCAACAGGACCACCCAAAAGGUGGAGACCUAUUCUGCCAUCCACACCCUGCUUCAGGACAAGGAAGGAGCAGAGGAGGCAGAGAAGCAGAAGCAGGAAGUGGCCCACCUCAUCCCACCACCAGCACCACCACCACAAUCAGCAACAGCACUGGUGGUGCAAACCAGGACCACCACAACCACAACCACCACCACAAUCAUCAAAGAGCCCCAGGAAGUGAUCCUCAAUGCAUUUGUAGCAGACUUUCCCCAGGCAUCUUCCCCCUCUACCUCCAGCUCCACCACCAGAGGUCACCACCUGAGUGGAGACAGUGUCCCAUCCUCUGGGGCCUCAGAUGGAGAAGACUUCUUUGACCUGGGGUGUUGUGAGGCCAAGAAGGCCAGGUAUUCCUUUGAUGGGGAUGCCUACAGGGCCAUGUUGAUGAGUCCUCCUUCAGCUGGGGGUGGGGAUGCCUUUGCAGCCAUCUUUGACUCAUUCCCUGAGCCUGGGGAAGAGGUGGAGCACAAGACUGAUCUCUGCUUCUCACCCUUUGGAUUAUGAGGGGACUCCAUCUUUCUUUUUUUUUUGGAGGCACAACACUCACUGUGUGUGUGUGUUUUUGUCUGUUGAAGCCAUUUUGUAAACUACUCUUUUUUCCCAAUGAAAAGAAGAUGGAUACAAAAAAAUGGGGAAAUUGUUGGAACCAGUGGACUUCCAAGAAACAAACAAAAAAGUAAUCCAACCCCCCUUUUAUUUAAAAAACAAAAACAAGGGAAAUUUGGCAACAAAUGAACAAAUUCAGCUUCCAGCCACUUUGUUUUAAUGUUGGUUUCCAUGUUUUACAUCAAGUUUUUCACAGGAGAGGGAAAUUUGUGGAUUAUUGUUGCUCAAGUUGAGGGAAAACUGAAAACUGAUGACUGGACAAUAAGGCCCGCCCCCUUUUUUCCUUUGAGAUUGUUGUUGCAGAGAUGUUUUUUUUUCUUUGUUGUUGUAUAUUUUCGAUUUGGAUAAUAUGAUCAAUUUACUGAUAGGUCCUGGGAUGCAAGACUCCCAACAGCAACAAAUGUUUGCAGUCUGGGGGUAUUUGUACAAGGGUUCCUCUUUUUCCUCUUGUUAUUCCUUGGAAAUGAUCUCACUAAUUGAUUGAUCUCCCACCAGUUCUCCUGUUGUGUGCCUAUAUUGGGUUUUUAUUUUAUUUAAAAAAAAAGCAAGAAAGAUGGCUUCUUGUCAGAACCAGAAUCAAAGUUGCAGGGUCUUUUUACUCACACAGGCAGAAGGGUUUCUUAGGGUCUCUCUCUCUUUUUUAGUGUUUCUUUGAGAAAGAAACAACAGCCCUUUCUUUUUUUUUCUUUUGAUGAAAAUGCCAAGGGAUGUGGUUCUUAACAACAUACCUCCCACAUGCGGGCCUUCGUUUGAUUUUGUUUGUAUGAGAAAAUCAUGUGCUUUUUGUUUCCCUGGAUUGAUCAAAUCCCGGUUUCCAGGGACUUGGAGCGACACCUAUGACUGAGUGGCUGGCGCGGGUGAUCAGUCUAGAUGAGAUUUAUUCAGUGUAGAUGUCGCUUGGUGCACAAGAAUUUCAAUUCACCUCAUCACUUUUGAGUGCUCAAAAAAAAGACGUUUUUAGCUGGUGGACUGUAAAGAAUUUAAAAAAAGAACCCACGGCUGUGAGAGGCGACAUCUAGGCGCAAGAAAACAACCCCGGUGUAUA